Messenger RNA from Galeopterus variegatus (Sunda flying lemur), 3597 nucleotides. It is a transcript of the gene FGF10, whose product is annotated as fibroblast growth factor 10. The record is from RefSeq and is a predicted model, not a curated record. Gene Ontology annotation, molecular function: growth factor activity; type 2 fibroblast growth factor receptor binding; chemoattractant activity. Lineage: Eukaryota; Metazoa; Chordata; Mammalia; Dermoptera; Cynocephalidae. The transcript is spliced from 3 exons. Gene Ontology annotation, biological process: wound healing; cell differentiation; positive regulation of epithelial cell proliferation. Gene Ontology annotation, cellular component: cytoplasm. The coding region runs from base 289 to 909 and encodes 206 amino acids.
CACCGCCACAGCCGCCACCAGCUCCUGCUGCCGCGGCCACCCUCGUGCGCUGUUCACCGGGAGACUCGAGAGGCGCAGGCGGCGGAUCCGGGAGAGCAGCGAGGAGAGGCAGCCGGCCCUUCCGAGGAGUUAUGGAUGUUGGCGCAUUCACUUCUGCCCAGAUCCGCGCCCAGAGGGAGCUAACCAGCAGCCGCCACCUCCAGCUGUCUCCUCGCCUUGCACCAGGUCUUACCCUUCCAGUAUGUUCCUUCUGAUGAGACAAUUUCCAGCGCCGAGAGUAUCAGUACAAUGUGGAAAUGGAUACUGACACAUUGUGCCUCAGCCUUUCCCCACCUGCCCGGCUGCUGCUGCUGCUUCUUGUUGCUGUUCUUGGUGUCUUCCGUCCCUGCCACCUGCCAAGCCCUUGGUCAGGGCAUGGUGUCACCAGAGGCCACCAAUUCUUCCUCCUCCUUCUCCUCUCCUUCCAGUGCGGGGAGGCAUGUGCGGAGCUACAAUCACCUCCAAGGAGAUGUCCGCUGGAGAAAGCUGUUCUCUUUCACCAAGUACUUUCUCAAGAUUGAGAAGAACGGGAAGGUCAGCGGUACCAAGAAGGAGAACUGCCCGUACAGUAUCCUGGAGAUAACAUCAGUGGAAAUUGGAGUUGUUGCUGUCAAAGCCAUUAACAGCAACUAUUACUUAGCCAUGAACAAGAAGGGGAAACUCUACGGCUCAAAAGAAUUUAACAAUGACUGUAAGCUGAAGGAGAGGAUAGAGGAAAACGGAUACAAUACCUACGCAUCCUUUAACUGGCAGCACAAUGGGAGGCAAAUGUAUGUGGCAUUGAAUGGAAAAGGAGCUCCAAGGAGAGGACAGAAAACACGAAGGAAAAACACCUCAGCUCACUUUCUUCCAAUGGUGGUACACUCAUAGAGGAAGGCAAUGUUUGUGGAUUCGGUAGAACCAAAGGCCCUUUUGCCAGGAACAGUUGGUAUUCUUCAGGAAGACAGUAGCUCAAAGAGAUACAUUGCAGAUGUCUGCUUGCCUAAAAGAGAGGAAUCCUUUGAAGGUUUUUGUACUUACUGCUGACAUAUGAUGUUCUUUUAAUUAGUUCUGUGUCAUGCCUUAUAAUCAAGAUAUAGGCAGAUCAAAUGGGAUGGAAGUUAUUCCCAAGUGAACAACAUUAUGGCUGGACUUUUUUAAGUUUUUCCUUUUGUUUUUGAACCUCUGAGAUAGAACUUAAAGGACAUGGAACAAUCUGUUGAAUGAUCUUUGGGAAAGUUAUUUAUGGAAUACGAACUCAUGUCAAAGACUUUCUUUGCUCAUUCAAGCCUAAUGAUUCAAUGAGCAGCAAGACACGCAAGCAUUUACUGGAAAGCACUUGGGUCAUAUCCUAUGCACAACCACAGGAGCUUUGGGUGUGGCAUCAUGGAAAAAUUGGAUAGAAUUAAAAAAUAUACACAUGUUAGUGUGAAACUGUUCUAACAAUACAAAUAGUAUGGUAUGCUUGUGCAUUCUGCCUUCAUCCCUUUCUAUUUCUUUCUAAGUUAUUUAUUUAAUAGGAUGUUAAAUAUCUUUUGGGGUUUUAAAGAGUAUCCUCAGCAGCUGCCCUUUGAUUUACCUUUUCUUUUUCUUUGGCAUACCACAUGCAUGUUCAUGACAAAGUGUUUUUAAAACUUGGCAAACACUUCAAAAAAAGAGGCAAGUUAGGGAAGCAGAAUGAGUGCCCAGUGUGCUAUCGGUUGACUUAAUUUGCACUUCUGCAAUCAGAACCAUCAACAAUAAAUAUGGCAGUGCUGUGCCAUGGCUUGAAUGAGAGAUGUCUGCCAUCAUUUAAAAACAUUUAUUACUCCUGAGGCUUCCUUUCCUAAGAAAUAGACCAAAAGGCCAAAUUCUUCUCUAUUAAUAAAUCAGUUUGUCUCCGAGAAUAUACUAAAAGAAGGAAAAUUGUUAAAUGCAUCUUCGUAUCCUAGCCUCAUUAUUUACUAACAUUCUCUUGCCAUACAUCACAGUGGUAAAUGAUAAAGAGGCUGCCUGCAUAUAUACAAACCCUCUGUAAAUCCCACAUAAUGCAUAAUCUCCUCCACGUAAUCUCCCCCAAAGGAACUAUCAAGGAAUUUGGUAUGAAGUGCGACUCUCCCAGGGGCUUAAACUGAGCAAAUAUAUCCUGGUAUAUGUGUAGCCACAUACUGAAGCCUGUUCAAGCUGUAUGAUCUAGUCUUUACAAAACCAAAUAAAAUGUAUUUUCUGUAAAUUUCAAGAGCUUUAGAAGGUUCCAUAAUGUAACCAUAUUGAAAUUCAUUUUGUUAGAGCAGGUAUAGAAAACAGUACAUAAGAGUUCACCAGUCGUCAUCACAUUGUAUUCCACUAAAUAAAUACGUAAGCCUUAUUUGCAGUGUCUGUAGUGAUUUUAAAAAUGUAGAAAAAUAUUAUUUGUUCUAAAUACUUUAAGUGAUUACUAUAAGAUUAUAUUGAUGCUGCAGUUUUAUCUUCAUAUUUCUUGUUUUGAAAAAGUCUGUUUAUUUUCAUUGUCUGGACACAGUAUUGUGGUACAAGGAAAAGACUCACUAAAUGUGUCUUUUUACUAAAAUUUAACUUCUAGAAAGGCUGGUGUUUUGUGAUCCUCUUAUAACUUAUUUGUGUCAAUCCUUAACCAGCACUUCCAGUUAACCUGUUAUUUAAAAAUUAGCUUUAUUAAGAAAUUUUCCCAAAAAGUAAUAUACAAAAGGUCAUAUUUUUCUCAUUCUUUAAAAAAGUUGGUAUUUCAAAAGAAAUGCAUUUGAGGCACAGUGAUUGGGCUUAUGGCUAAAGUUGCUUUUCAUGGUACUUUGAUUCCAACUUGCUUUUUGACAAGUGGGAUUCUGAAAAUAUUUAAUUUUUGUGGUUGGUAUCUGUAUGUUAGAAUUUAAUUGGUUACUGAGUCUGAGAGCUAUAAUGGAAGGCAUUCCUAUCAGAACUAGAUACAUUUUUUCUUUUAUUUUAAAAUAAUAAUUGCACCUGACACAUGAACAUGGACCACCCACAACUAAAAUUAAAUGUUUGGUGAGACAAACACAGUAUUAGAUGACCACAGUAACAGCAAGUAAGGCGCAAACUGGAUUCCUAUUUCACACAGCCAUUUAGAUUACCAAAGAGACCAUGUGUAAACAGUCAUCAUUAUAGUACUCAAGACACUAAAACAGCUUCUAGCAAAAUGUAUCAAAGCUUGCAGAGGCCAAAAAUAGAAACACACCCCCCCCUCCCCACCAUAAAGACAGAAACAGUCUGGUAAGGAGUAAUGAGAUUCUCUUGCAUUUAAAAAUGGCAUAUUUGCUCAAUCUUGAGAUAGAAUUCUGAACCCUUUUGCAACUACUGAAGGAAAAGCAGUUCUAGCCUGAAUGUUGUAGAUUUAAAAACAUAUCUAGAUUUUGGGAGCUCUGCCUCUGUGGGAAGUGUGGCCCUGGCCCAUGAAGUUAAGGUGUAUCAGCCACCAGUAUGUGUCCGUAUGAGUAUUGGUUCUGAGGUGACUCCUCUUAAAGAUAUAGAAUCACUCCCUCCUCCUACCUCCCAAAAGGCUGAACAGUGUAUAGUAUGUUACAUUUAAAUAAAAACAAUAAAAAUUCUGGGAAAAGAAAAUAAAAA